This is a messenger RNA of Orussus abietinus, 1569 nucleotides long. RefSeq names its product homeobox protein Hox-A4 (gene Dfd). Gene Ontology annotation, molecular function: DNA-binding transcription factor activity, RNA polymerase II-specific; RNA polymerase II cis-regulatory region sequence-specific DNA binding. The record is from RefSeq and is a predicted model, not a curated record. Gene Ontology annotation, cellular component: nucleus. Gene Ontology annotation, biological process: anterior/posterior pattern specification; regulation of transcription by RNA polymerase II. Lineage: Eukaryota; Metazoa; Arthropoda; Insecta; Hymenoptera; Orussidae. The coding region runs from base 1 to 1569 and encodes 522 amino acids. The transcript is spliced from 2 exons.
AUGAGCUCCUUCCUGAUGAACCCUGCGUCCGCAGGUGGCGGGUACCACCAGCAGCACCAGCAACCUUCGGCUGCUCACCACCUGGCCGCCGCUUCCGUCGUCGUGGACCCGAAAUUUCCCCCCACCGAGGAGUACAGUCAGAGCAACUACAUCCCCUCGACGGGCGCCGACUUCUUCGGGGGAGGGCAUCACCUCAAUCAUCCACAGUCCCAUCAGCUGCAGUACGGCUACCAUCAGCACCACCACCAGGCGGCGUCCACCCCGUACGGGGCUACGUCCGCGGUGCAGCUCAACGGCGGCUAUCCAGGGUACGGGGGCUACUACGGACCCCAUCAUCCCCAUCACCAGGUACACGCGGUGCACCAUGCCACCCUGCAUCCUCAUCACCACGCGGUCGGAGCUCUCGCCAUGCCUCCCGAGGCCCAGCAGCCUCCUCUCGCGUGUCCACCCUCGAUGCACCCCCAACAGCAGCCUCAGCCACCUCCGACCACCACCCCCAGUGUGCUGGGAUCUACCGCCCUCUCUCCCUCGAUCGGGCCCAGCCAUGUGCAGCAACCCGAGCAUCAGCACCAGCCCCAACAUCAGCAGCAUCCGCCGCCGCCACCCCAGCAACCGCAACAACACGAAAACGUCUGCAGCCCCGCUGGCUCCGGUUCCCUGCACCGGGAUAACUCCCCGGAUCUGCAGCAGCAACAGCCCUCCCAACACUCUCAGCAUCUUCAGGCUGCUCCCCAGCAGCAGCAAACGCAUCUGGAGGAUGGCUCCGACCAGGACGACAUGGAGGAUGAUCAGAUGAUGGACGGGUCUCCUGGCAUGAUGGAAGAGGAUGAAGAUGACGAGGAGAACGGGGAUCGUGUCAUCUACCCAUGGAUGAAGAAGAUUCACGUUGCCGGUGUUGCAAACGGCUCGUACCAGCCGGGGAUGGAGCCGAAACGACAGAGGACGGCGUACACGAGGCACCAGAUCCUGGAGCUGGAGAAGGAGUUCCAUUACAACCGGUACUUGACGAGGCGAAGACGCAUCGAGAUCGCGCAUACGCUGGUGCUCUCGGAGCGGCAAAUCAAGAUCUGGUUCCAGAACCGGCGGAUGAAGUGGAAGAAGGACAACAAGCUGCCCAACACGAAGAACGUCCGGCGGAAAAACGCGAACGGCCAGUCGACGCCGGCGAAGCCGCCGAAGGGUGGAGGAUCGAGGGCCAAGUCGGGGAACAAUUCGGGGAACAACAACAAUCAACGCAAGAACAACAAUUCGCCGUCCAGCGGGAUGGAGAGCAGCCUGGACGGCAGUGUCGGGCUGGACCUGGGAGAGGUGCACGUCGGUGCUGGGAUCGCUCAUCAGCAUCCGACGCAUCCCAGCUUCCAGGGUCAUCCGCAUCCCCUGGGUCAUCUUCAGGCCCAGCUGAGCCAUCUACACGUAGGAGGCAUGAUGGAAGGAGCCACCGGUCCCCUGGGCCACAUGGCCUCUGGCAGCAUCAGUCCUCUGGCUCCUGCGACGAGUCCUCCAGGACUCUCCGCUCCCGUGGUGCCUCCACCGGCAGUGAAGUCCGACUACGGUCUCACGGCCCUGUAA